Messenger RNA from Coregonus clupeaformis (lake whitefish), 1955 nucleotides. RefSeq names its product tyrosine-protein phosphatase non-receptor type 7-like. The record is from RefSeq and is a predicted model, not a curated record. The coding region runs from base 565 to 1695 and encodes 376 amino acids. Gene Ontology annotation, biological process: protein dephosphorylation. Gene Ontology annotation, molecular function: protein tyrosine phosphatase activity. The transcript has 11 exons. Lineage: Eukaryota; Metazoa; Chordata; Actinopteri; Salmoniformes; Salmonidae.
CAGAAGCCUGCCCGAACAAGGAGGGGAGGCAGCUUCGGAGGAAGUCGUGACAUUUACAAUACCAGCUUUACAACACCAGCUUUAAAACACCAGCUUUACAAUACCAGCUUUACAACACCAGCUUUACAAUAUUCUCCCUCCUCUUUUCCCUCCAGGAACUUCUCAGUGAUUGAUCCACUCUCACGUUUAGACAUGUGCACCUGAAGCCAAAGAAGAGGCUAGCUAGUAACAUACUGAGUCACUGUGUCAAAAUGACUACGUGUCUGUGCCUGCUCACUCUCUACUUUUAACUGUCUCUCUCUCCCUCUCUCUCCCUCUCUCUCUCUCUCUCCCUCUCUGCCUCUCUCUCCUCUCUCUCUCUCUCUCUCUCUCUCUCUCUCUCUCUCUCUCGCUUUCUGUUUCUAAAUGUGGUUGUUUCAUGUCAACGGCAGACAUUUAAUUUGGCUUUGGAUUAUUCUGACAUAUUGACAGACCAGGAUUCAGUUUCAGGGGAUGUGAGAUCUUUCAUUAACUGCUCUUCUUUUGACAAGAAGAGUUGACAAGAAGGUAAUUCCACACAGCACCAUGAGUGAGUCAGUAGAAUCCACAUCAUCAUCAUCACACCCUGUGGACGAAGACCAGUCAGCCCCCUGCCCUGCUGCCACAGCCCCUCGCAGACCAGUCCAGCUCCAGGAGAGACGGGGCUCUAGUGUGUCCCUGGUGCUGGAUGUGAGCAGUCUCAGCCUGGGAGCGGUGGAGCCCUUGUGCUCCAUCUCCACUCCCAGAGAGACCAUCCUCCACCUGCUGAGGACCUCAACACGCCCUCUGACCCCCUCUCAGCUGCAGGAGGCGUCUGAAGAGACCAGCAGGCUGAACUCAGAGUACCAGAAAAUUCCUCCAAACUUUGUGAACCCUUCAGAGCUGGAUAUCCCAGGACGUGCUUUAAAAGACAGAUACAAGACCAUACUGCCAAAUCCUGAGACCCGUGUGUGUCUGAGUAACCCCGCAGCAGAGGAGACGGGUGAGACUGAGAGAUACAUCAACGCAAACUACAUAAAGGGUUACAACGGUGCACCCAGUUCCUACAUCGCCACCCAGGGCCCCAUGCUCAACACCGUGCAUGACUUCUGGGAAAUGGUGUGGCAGGAGAGAUCCACCACCAUCGUCAUGAUCACCAAGCUGAAGGAGAAGAACGAGAAGUGUGAGCUUUACUGGCCAGAGAAGGAGGGCAGCUGUGGCAGAUUUGAGCUUCGAGUGGCCAUUGUGAAAGAAUGUGAUGGCUACACAAUUCGAGACAUAAUUAUUCAGGUGGGCUCAGAGAGCAGGCAGGUAAGGCACUACUGGUACACCUCAUGGCCAGACCACCAGACCCCAGACUGCACUGGGCCUCUGCUCAGACUGGUGGCAGAUGUGGAGGAGCACAGGCAGUCCCACCCCAGCCUAGGAACCACCAUCGUCCACUGCAGCGCAGGGAUUGGUAGAACCGGCUGUUUCAUCGCCAGCAGCAUUGGAUGCCUGCAGCUAAAACACGCCAGUAAGGUUGACGUGCUUGGAAUCGUCUGCAAGCUACGCCUCGACAGGGGUGGUAUGAUAGAGACCAGUGAGCAGUACCAGUUCCUGUACCUCACCCUGGCUCAGUACAGUCGGCAGCUGGUGAACACAGACAGUGGCCCUGUCCCUGUCCAGACCAGCAGUACUACAGGGGAAAUGCGGUGACCGAGAAAGCCCAGCUGAAACUCUGUCUUUCUGCAUGGGAGAACACGCUUCUGGAACUCGUGUCUUUCUGCAUGGGAGAACACGCUUCUGGAACUCUGCUCAUAUACUGGCUGUGGCCAUCUCAUCCCCUUGACCGUGACAGUUAUUGUGGCAUUUUUAUGGGCACGUGGUACUGGUUGGAAUUGUAUUGAAAUUCAUUAAUAAUAAUUUUGUCCAUAUUUGCUACCAUGAUAAUAAAUAUGUUAUGCCCUUGACUUUAA